GUUUUUUUUGACGACUGAAACAUGAAUAUGUCUGAUACAAAAAAAUUCAUAAAAGUUAUAAGAAAGGAGCCGGUAGGAGAUGAUAUACCGAUACGUAUUAAAUUGAAAAUCACGGAUAAAUUAUCAGAAAUCCGGGAACAACUUCAAAUUGAUAGUACUAUUUUAAUGGAUGAUACAUUAUUUUUUUCAGAUAGAGAUUCUAACAACAUAAUGCGUAAACGUGAAACCGAAGUUUAUUUAGAAGAUAUUAUUAUAGACGAUACUAUAUAUUUGAAAACUUGUGAUCCUAGUCCGGAUUAUUUUAAAGGCACAUUAAGCCUUGAAUAUGGACGUACUUUAACCCCUAUUAAUUCUAAAAUUGAAAUUGCGGAAAAAAAAGCAUUUACAAUAGAUGAAAUAGAGCUUAUCAGACCUGAUGUGACUAGCAAUAAUGAAAAAGUCAAUUUUAAUUCAAAGAAUAGCUGGGAGAAAAAAAUAAAUAUGUUUCUUAAAGCUGAAGCUGGAUUAAUGAAUUUUGAGCCAUUAGAAUUAUCUUUUACGAACACACGAAACAAAAAUGAAGAAAUUGAAAGAAAUUAUUCUUAUUCUUAUACAAAAAUUUCUAAAAUGCAUUUGCAUUUAAAAUUAGAAGGUUUAAAACCUACUAAUUAUUUUAUUAGAGAAGUUGAAGAAGCCGUAAAAUUAUCGAAUCGUAAGAAACUUGGAGAAAUUAAUACUCAAUUCGGUCAAUUCGUUCCUACUAAAGUUACUUUAGGCGGAAUAGUUUAUUAUACGACCGAAGGAGAAUCAAAUAAGUCUUCUGAACAAAAGAUUAUCGGUGGUUCUUCAACAAUUGCCACUUCUGGAAUUCCUGCAGCGAACCUUAAUAUUGAAGUUGGGCUUAAUAAUGAUAACUCAAAAAGUGAAUUAAAGAACUUAGAGAGGAAAACUAGCAGCUUAAUCGGAGGAGAAACAAAUUUUAAUAAGAAAAAAUGGGUUAUUUCAUUAUGCGAUUACAAAACUUGGAGGUGUAUAGAAUUUCAAGAUCCGAUUAAUAUUUUUGAACUUUUAAAUGAUAAUCUACGUAAAGAUAUAUAUAAAGUCCUUGGAAAAAAAAUUCUUUAUUAUGAUGUUAUAUCACGUGAGCAAUACUUAGGAUAUGGAGAACGUGAAAUUCUUAAAUUACCGUUACAAGGAAAGAUCUGCGAAACAAUUAAUAAUAAAGAUGCAGACUGUUGUGUCUUUGCGACCGUUGUUGAUGAAGACGACAAGAAAAACGAUUUCUUUAAUUGUCAAAUCUAUUAUCCGCCACAAGAUGAAGAAGUACCACGGCUCAUUAUUCAUUGUUACCAAAAACAAAAAUAUCAAUCUAAACGUAAAUUAAAAAUUGGGUUUAUGAUUAUUGGUUAUGAUGUAAAUUUCAACUCCAGUGAUAAACUUAAUGAUGAAAUACGUGUUGAAGUUAUCAAUAAUCCUAAAUUAGAUAUGUCAAAAAUUGAAGAAUUAAUGUAUAGAUAUGAUUUUAAAAAUUUUGGUUUUAAUGAAGAAAAAUCGUUCUUGGGAAUCCCAGUAUUAAGUGAAUUAGAUAAAUCUAAUAAAUCUAUCAUAAUUGGGCAUUAUUUUUUAGAAAACGAAAGUAAUGAGGUUGAAGCAAAUAUGUUUGCUUAUUGUUUGAUAAAGAAGGAAUUCGUCAAAUUACCCAAGUCUUGUUGUUUUCAUGUACUCGUAAUUUCAGGAAGUCCUAAUUCUAAUACUUAUGGCAAAUUUCCUUUUAAUGAAAAAAGAACACUUACGGGAAAGAAAAAAUACAUAGUUGAAAAACUUACUGAUCCAAAAUAUAUUAAUGUAUAUUCUGAAAAGGUAAAUUGCGGUCCAGUUUUCUUGAAACAGAAAAAAGAAGAAAUCAAAUUAAAAUAUGCCGAUUGUAGAAAUAGAACCUGUUCCCUUUGUAAGAACAGAACUUCAAAAGGUAAAAUCAAAUGCGCGUAUUUUUUUUUUAAAUAAAAGGUAAUUUUUAUCGAUUAAUCU
Molecule: messenger RNA, 2007 nt
Organism: Rhizophagus irregularis DAOM 181602=DAOM 197198
Lineage: Eukaryota; Fungi; Glomeromycota; Glomeromycetes; Glomerales; Glomeraceae
Source: RefSeq, a predicted model, not a curated record